AGGAUCCACCUGCUGCACAUCAUCCCUGCCUGAGCGGACGUCGCACCACUCAAACGACUCCUGGAUGCACCUGGCCAUUUUGGCUGUAAUGUAUUUAAAGACACGCAUCAUGAAGCAAAACGACUCGACAGCAGGCUGUUGAGAACAUCGAGCUUGCCAUUUUUGACUGUGGUUUUCGCUGGCCAGCCUGAUCCUGAUGAAUUCGUUCACUUAAUUAUAUUUUAUUAUCCCCCCGCGACCACGGGUUUGACAGCAUCAUGCCUCCACGCAAGCAGGCGUCUAAGAAGAGCCUCAAAACGGAGCCGCAAAUCGAUCAGAACUCAUCCUUUACGCCACAAAACUUCGAGGAUGAACUCAAGAAGCUCGCCAAACAAGCCAAAGGCGAGACUUGGCUGAAGCGGGCUCUGGAGCAGGUCCGCGUCUAUGGCAAGGCCGCCUCCAUACUCGCCAUCAUCGGCGUAUAUGCCAACGUAUCGCUGCUAUCGCUGUCGCCCGUCUACGGUGGCAUACCGGCUGCAGUAUGGCAUUCGAAGGUUAUUAUGGCGGCUUGCUUUCUAGGCUGGUCAGCCAAUCUGGCCUUCAGACGGCUCCUACCAACCAAGACCACGCUGCUUCUCCCUUUGAUUGCCGCUUAUAUCCCCAUGGUGCAGUUCUACUUGUUCAAGUUCAGCGGCUCUUUCACGGCUAACUGGGGGCCCUUGAUAACCGAGCUACUCACACUGUUCCCACUCAUGGUUCUCUCCGUGUCGUGUGUGGCUGACAUCCUGGAGGAAGGCGAUCUGUCUGGCCUGCCUAAGUGGGUUGCGGACUGCGCACCUGGGCUUGGCUCAUAUUCGUUCUACAAGUUCAUCGAGCUGCUGUCGGCCGACCAGCUGCAGGCCCAGAUUGGAAGAUCUUUCUUACAGACCCGGGUCGGCUUGGAGUUGGUACUGGCUGGGACAUAUACCAUCAUGGCCCCGUCGAAGCUGCUCCUUUUUGUCAUCCCUGGGCUUUUGCAUGCUGCAUUUUUCAAUACCCACGUCAUGACUCCCAUGGCGACGCAAGCGCUCAACUCGACACUACUCUCUCAGGGGUGGUCCUUGGUUGAUCGUUGGGAAUCAGUCACUGGUUAUAUCUCCAUUCUGGACAGCCAUAAGGAUGGCUUUAGAGUUAUGAGAUGUGAUCACAGUCUGUUGGGCGGCGAGUGGACAAAAUUGCCCAAGUACAUUGUCGGAGAGCCUAUUUACAGUGUGUUUACCAUGCUUGAGGCCGUGCGCCUUGUGGAGGUUGCUGAAAAGGUGCCUGAUAAUGAAGCCAAGGCGUUGAACAUUGGAUUGGGAAUCGGGACUACACCAUCGGCUCUCAUCGCGCACGGGAUUGAUACUACCAUUGUAGAGAUCGAUCCCGUCGUUUACGAUUUUGCUGUGAAGUAUUUCGGUUUGCCCUCAAACCACACGGCAGUCAUCGAAGACGCAGUCGGUUACACUGCUCGCAUUGCAGAGGAGGAAUCACAGAAGUUUGACUACAUCAUCCACGACGUGUUCACGGGAGGCGCUGAGCCGAUUCCCCUCUUUACGCUCGAAUUUCUGCAAUCCCUGAACACCCUGCUGAAGCCAGAUGGAGUCAUUGCACUGAACUACGCCGGCGACUUCACGCUACCUCCGCUUAGCACCGUCGUCCGCACGGUUAAGGAAGUUUUCCCUUCGUGCCGCAUCUUCCGGGAGAACCCAGCGCCGUCCGAGGAGCAACUUAAGAAAGAGGGCCGCGACUUUGACAACAUGGUGAUCUUCUGUCGGAAGACCACAGACGGUAUCGCAUUCAGGCGAACCGUGGAGCAGGAUUUCUUGCGCAGCAGAUCAAGGCAGCACUUCCUGGCGCCCAAGUACGAGGUUGACAACAAAGUUUUUCUCACCGGAGACGAUGUAGGGAUUGUGCGCAAGAACGAUACCUCGAAGCUGGGUAACUGGCAUGAUCAGACGGGAUUGGGACAUUGGGCGGUUAUGCGGACUGUGCUGCCGAAGGAGGUGUGGGAGAAUUGGUGAGUUUCAAGGGUCACAAUAUGUGUUGUAUCGAAGAUGCCGUGCUUUGGAUAUUGUGGAAUGAUACAAUGUACUAUCUUCAGCCUCACACCGUGAUAGAGCCACAAAGAGCUGAAGCUUUGUUUCACCUCUGGCUGAGCCAUUUGGUAGCCCAUUUAGCCUGUAGUUUCUCCAGCUGAUGGACCCUACCAGAAUUUUAUCAUUCAUGCCUAAUCUCCUUUUCGGCCUUGAAGAUAUUAUUUAUGAACUGAGAUGCGUGGCCUCCCAAAUUGGCUGGGGGGCCUCUGUCAGUCCAAAAGCCACC
Messenger RNA from Pseudomassariella vexata, 2322 nucleotides. Its product is annotated as spermine/spermidine synthase. The record is from RefSeq and is a predicted model, not a curated record. The transcript has 3 exons. The coding region runs from base 258 to 2021 and encodes 587 amino acids. Gene Ontology annotation, biological process: polyamine biosynthetic process. Lineage: Eukaryota; Fungi; Ascomycota; Sordariomycetes; Amphisphaeriales; Pseudomassariaceae.